Neoarthrinium moseri is the source of this 2700-nucleotide messenger RNA. RefSeq lists its product as uncharacterized. Lineage: Eukaryota; Fungi; Ascomycota; Sordariomycetes; Amphisphaeriales; Apiosporaceae. Gene Ontology annotation, molecular function: methyltransferase activity. Bases 1 to 2700 code for a protein of 899 amino acids. The record is from RefSeq and is a predicted model, not a curated record. The transcript is spliced from 12 exons.
AUGUCUUUUCCCAAGGAGGAAAGUUCCUCGGACCGAAAAGAGGAAUCUCCCUCAUCCUGCAAAGGGGAACCCCCCUCAGAUCGAAAGGAGGAGACUCUCUUAGACUGCAAGGAAGAGGUCUCCUCAAACUGCAAAGAAGAGGCCCCUUCGAACUGCAAGGGAGAAACCCGCCCCGAUCGGAAGGAAGAGGACCCCUCGGAUUGCAGCGCCGAGCGGGAUAGUUCGGCCAUGUCGCACAACGCAAACUAUAAUUACUCUGGGCAGUUUUCUGGUCAGAGCCAGUCCGAGAAUGAUUCAAAGAACCCCAACUCCAACUAUCACGGAUUUCUCAACCAGGGUCAGUCUCAACAUGGUUCGAGCAAUGCCGUCCCACUAUGGCCUUCCCAAUUGCUUUCAUCUCAAAGGCUCCCAUCACAGCAGGGAACAGGCUUUGGUGAGGUAACUUGGAACCAGACCAUGCUAGCUAAUGGACCCGCGGUUUCCCUGAUACCGUCCGACUUUUUCCUUGAUACUGAGCCAGACCUGCAUGAUUCCACGGGUUCCUCGGUCCUCGAGGCUGGCUCGAUUGUCGAUUUGAAUGGGAGAACCUACCAAGGAUAUCGUGAGGACCGUUAUUUCCUGCCCAACGAUCCGGCUGAACAGGACCGCCUAGAUUUUCAGCAUGCCGGCCUCACCAUCCUCCUGGGGGAUCUGCUGUCAUGGGCGCCGCUGCCCGGUCCGCCAAAGAAUGUGUUGGAUAUUGGAACCGGAACUGGUAUUUGGGCAAUCGAGUUCGCACAGAAAUACCCUGAGUCCAGCAUCAUCGGCAACGACAUUAGCAUGAUCCAGCCGGAAAAUAAACCAGCCAACUGCACCUUUGUGCAGGAGGACGUCGAGGAACCCUGGCUAUACCCGCCGGGUUACUUCGACUAUAUUCACAUGCGGCUGAUGCACUCAUGCCUUGACCACCCGCGCACGGUGAUCCAGUACGCCUUCGAGAGUCUAGCCCCGGGGGGCUGGAUCGAAUUUCACGAUACCUGCCCACGCGUCCUCGACGCCGACGGCACCGCCAUCAAGCGGACUUGGGACUUGAUGAUCGAGGGCGCGGCCGCCAAGGGCCGCAAUAUCCUUGUGGCGCCGUACUACAAGCAGUGGCUCGAGGAGGCCGGGUUUGUGAUCGUUACGGAGUUCAAACGCCCGUGGCCCAUCAACGACUGGCCCUCCAACAAGAGGCUCCGGCGGGCCGGCAUGUACAUGCGCAGGAUGCUUACGGAUAACGCGCGCGGCAUCACGUGGAAGAUGCUUCAGAGCAAGGGGCUGUCACCGCUUGAGAUUGAGCAGCUCGUCGCUCAGUGCAAGGAGGAGUUCCAGAACACAGAUAUCCAUGGAUUCUGGCCGUUCUAUAUCGUGUAUGGAAGGAAGCCAUAUGAUGGGGAAACGGUAGAUAUUGACAGCAAGACCACGUUCUCGCCCCCUGUCGCGACAGGAGUCACCCCACAGCCAGAUUCAACCCCCAGAAACCAGGCACGGCCAAAUGAGCUGGGCAAGCUUUGGCGAAGUUAUCUCCAGUCCCAGUUCUCUCUGCCUAUCCAGCCAGAUCAUAUUCACGGUUUACGACAUGUUCAUGGAAGGGCCAACUCUGCUCCAUAUGCUGGAAUAGAUAGCCAUGUCGCUGAGGGGGCACCCAAUGCGGCCCAAGUGCCAUCUAACCGGCAACUCACAGCCAUCUUUACUGGCACAAACGGAGGGUCCCAAACUUCGCGGCUUUCGACAAUGCCACUUCCACUACCUCAAGUCGUCCUUCCAGAUCCUGAAGCAGGGAUCCAUGAUGUGAGCGGGGAUUCCAUCGCCGCGCCGGGUUCGAUCCAAGACUCGAACGGAAGGACGUAUCAGGGAUAUAAACCAGAUCGCUAUUAUCUGCCAAACGAUGCUGCCGAGCAAGAUCGCCUUGACUUCCAACAUGCGGGGACCAUCCUUCUCAUGGAUGAUCAGUUGUCAUGCGCCCCUAUCACAUCUCCAAGAUAUGUGCUUGACAUUGCAACGGGGACGGGUAUAUGGGCUAGCGAGUUUGCGGAGCAACAUCCCCAAUCAACGGUCAUCGGCUCAGACUUGACACUCAUUCAGCCUACACCUGGGCUUCCAAACCUCAACUUUGUCCAAGAAGAUGCAGAAGAGGAGUGGCUAUACAGCUAUAAGUUCGACUAUAUCCACUUAAGAUAUGUCUAUACCUGUUUUGACGACCCGCGACGGGUCAUCAAGUCUGCUUUCGAGAAUCUCAAUCCCGGGGGAUGGAUCGAGUUCCAGGACGGCUCACCUGAGCUCCGAUCGGCAAAGGGUCCGAGGGUUUUGGAUCAUAACCCCUUAAAACAACUUCUGGACCUGGCUAUUGAAGGAAGCGCGAGAUUGGGCAGGGACAUCCUCGUGUCCAAGCAUUACAAGCGCUGGUUAGAAGAGGCAGGGUUUGUCGACGUUGUGGAAAUGACGCUAGGUCUACCGAUUAACGCAUGGCACUCCCAUCCGAAGCUGAAGAAGGCAGGGCACUACCAUAGCAGGAUGAUGUUGGACAACUUGCGAGGGAUAUCGUGGAAGAUGCUCCAGGGAUACGGAUUAUCGGAGUUCGAGAUCGACGACAUGGUGGCCAAUGUCAAGCCCCAGUACCGUGAUCUGAGCCUUAAGGCCUACUAUCCCUUCUGGAUAGUAUAUGGACGAAAGCCUUUCUGA